GCAACACAUCUGUAGUUGACUGAUAUAUCAUCAGUCAAAAAGGAUACCAACUUAUCCUAAGCCAAAGGAAAAUUAAUAUAUAAUUACAAAAAGAGACCAAAAGAUUUUGGCAUAAAGUCUGGAAAAAGUGUCACAUUUAAGCCAGUUGUUGUUGUGAAGUUGACAGGAAAGGAUGACGAAUCGACUCAAGAUUUUCACAGUUAUAGUACUGUUAGCCGGUGCUUCCUAUGCUUUUCAGGAGGAUGAUUUCUUGGAUGGGCAGUUGACCCUGGUGGUGGAGGAUGCCCUGGAGGGCGGACCAGAACCUGUCUUUGCUCCACGCUCUACAAUCCAUGUCCGCUCCGUAAAAUCUGGGAAUGCUGUGGUGACACAUGCGAGACAGUGGAAUGCUGAGUUGCACAAUAAGUUGAAGAAACUUGCAGAAAACGAUGACUUUUAUCGCGUUCGUGUUUAUCAUAAGGGAUCAGAGGAAAGAGGCUACGUAUCAACCUUCACCAGAGCUUGUCAGAUAUAUGAGAGUGGCCUCUCUGAGACCCUGAGCAUGAUGGUGGACAGCGCCGGCACCUGGGUUGUUGGUGUGGGCCUCAUCCCCCCAGUGACCGUGUGCCAGGGAGAAGAGCCCGAAGCCAUCCCAGCCAACCACAACACUACAGUCAUCAUUCGCUCUCCAACACCAGCGCCCGUACCAGACACAGCAACAUACAUUGAGAAGCUUGAGGCAAUGAAGACUGAAAAGGCAGAGGGGAAAGAUAACCGCACAUUCCUGGCAAAAUACUGGAUGUACAUUGUACCAGUCGUGGUCAUCAUGGUUCUCUCAGGAGGAGGACAGGAGGGUGGACGCUAACCUAUGAUUUGUCAUUUGACACAACAAAGUUGUUUGUUUUUUGUAAAGUCCUCAGCUGUAUUUUUUCUUUUAUUAUUGUUAAUAGUAUUUUUGCUAUUGAAAAAGGGCAAAUUUCAUUACAGAUUUUUCAUAUUAUUAUUUAUAUUCAAAAGUUUAUCAUGACAUUGUGCAAUCAUCUUUGAUACAAAUAAGCAAUAUGAUCUGAUAUGUAUAUACAGAGGCACUGUAUUUUGUUGAGUCUUUGCAUUUAAAAGAAAGGUACAAAAAAAAUGUACUUCUUAGACUGAGUAAUGCUGGAUUUUAAAAGUCUCAUCAGAAAAGCCUGUAAGGGUUUAAAAUACUAAUGUACAAGUUAUCAUGAAGUUCAGCCUUUGAUAAUCCACACUAACAGAAACAAAACACUCCAGCAUAUUCCCAACAUCAGUCGUCAUCUUCAAUCUGCAAUUCAUUUGUAUAUUAGACAAUAUGUUUUAAUUCUUCACAUACAGGUCACAAAAUAGGUUUUCUUUUCCGUAAUAAUAACUAUUCAAGUUUACUGUUAUUGUAUAAAUAUUUUAAGUCUGACCUAAUACUAGAUUUGGCCAGUGAAGAUUUACAGUAAUUCUCUUUACAGUGACUUAUGUUGUUGUUUAGGGAACAAUAAGUGCACCAUUCCCUUUUAUUUAUGUAUGGAUGCUUGAGUGUGUACAAGUAGCAUGUAGAAAUAAAAGAAUGUUUCCUGAACA
Messenger RNA from Penaeus indicus, 1569 nucleotides. RefSeq names its product ER membrane protein complex subunit 10-like (gene EMC10). The record is from RefSeq and is a predicted model, not a curated record. Lineage: Eukaryota; Metazoa; Arthropoda; Malacostraca; Decapoda; Penaeidae. Bases 173 to 844 code for a protein of 223 amino acids. Gene Ontology annotation, cellular component: EMC complex. The transcript has 6 exons.